This is a messenger RNA of Paramecium primaurelia, 1039 nucleotides long. The record is from the annotation of a GenBank genome assembly. NCBI's taxonomy places the organism in Eukaryota, Ciliophora, Oligohymenophorea, Peniculida, Parameciidae.
UGCAAUACUAAUUGAAAAACAUGUACAUAAAAAGAUAUUGAAUUAGGGGAGGAGGAUUCUUUGAUUAAAAUGGAGGAAAGAAUGGGUUUUGGAUAGAAAUAGGUUAAAAUUUUUAUCAGUAAUUCAUAUUCUAAACCAUUAUUAAAGUGAUUGUUAGGUAACUUUAAGUGGUGAAUAUAUAAAUAAUAUAAAAAAAGGUCAAUGGAAUGCACUCCUAAAUAAUAAGCUAAUGUAGUUAUGACAUUCCAAAUAUAUUUAGUGGAGGAGGUAGAUAUUAUGAAAAUUAAGAGAAAGUUGGAAAAUGGAUUGAAUUGCAUGAAAAUUAUUGGGAGUACAUAGAAAAUACAAAAUUAUUUUAGUGAAGCAUAAAUAUUAUUUACAGGUGAUUAUCUAAUUGGCUAGAAAACAGGAAUUUGGAUGACGAUUUUUGAAGAUAAAAUAAUGUAUCUAAAUUAAAAUAUGAUAGCGGAGGAGGUUGCUAUGCUAAUAAUGGUAUGAAGCAUGGGAAAUGGAUAGAUUUAUAUCAUAAUUUUUGGGAGUAUAAUCUUAUUUCAUUAGAUUUUGUCAAAUAACUUUUCAAGGUUCAUAUAUUAAUGGAAUUAAAACAGCCAUUUGGAAUACAUAUUUUGAAAAUAAUAUAAUGUAAAAAUUGUAUAUUUUUAAAGUGGAGGAGGGUAUUACGAUGAAAAUGGAUAAAAAUAAGGGUAGUGGACUGAACUUCAUGAAAAUUUUGAUAAGUAAUUACAUUAUUUAGAGUAUACUUUUAAGUAAUACUUAAAUCAAGAUAAAUGGGAAUUAUUAAAAUGGUAGAAAAAGUGGUAGUUGGGAAUUCAUUAACAAAUCCAAAAUCAUGUAUAUAAUACUAAUAAUUACAAGUGGAGGAGGACUCUAUGAUGAGAAUGGGUUUAAACAUGGAAAAUGGACUGAAUUAGAUGAUGACUUUAAUUUAAGUCUAGUUGACCCUUGCAAAAUAACAUAUUCUGGAGAAUAUAAAAGAGGAUAAAAAUAGGGAAAAUUUGUUGCAGUUGAAAUUUAUUGA